Messenger RNA from Phalaenopsis equestris, 926 nucleotides. Its product is annotated as UDP-glucose 6-dehydrogenase 4-like. Gene Ontology annotation, biological process: polysaccharide biosynthetic process; glycosaminoglycan biosynthetic process. The annotation marks the transcript as partial. Gene Ontology annotation, cellular component: nucleus; cytosol. The record is from RefSeq and is a predicted model, not a curated record. Gene Ontology annotation, molecular function: NAD binding; UDP-glucose 6-dehydrogenase activity. The transcript has a single exon. NCBI's taxonomy places the organism in Eukaryota, Viridiplantae, Streptophyta, Magnoliopsida, Asparagales, Orchidaceae.
GCCAAUGCUUUCUUAGCUCAGAGGAUUUCUUCGGUUAAUGCCAUUUCCGCAUUGUGUGAGGCCACUGGUGCCAAUGUUACAGAGGUGGCCUAUGCUGUCGGGAAGGACUCGAGGAUUGGUCCAAAAUUCCUUAAUGCUAGUGUUGGUUUUGGCGGCUCCUGCUUCCAGAAGGAUAUCCUGAAUCUUGUUUACAUUUGUGAGUGCAAUGGUCUUCCUGAGGUUGCCAACUACUGGAAGCAGGUCAUCAAGAUCAAUGAUUACCAGAAGAGCCGUUUCGUGAACCGGGUUGUCUCAUCGAUGUUUAACACUGUUUCUGGAAAGAAAAUUGCUGUGCUUGGUUUUGCCUUCAAGAAAGACACUGGUGAUACGCGGGAGACACCAGCAAUUGAUGUCUGCAAGGGCUUGCUUGGCGACAACGCAUCAAUCAGCAUCUAUGAUCCACAGGUUUCUGAGGAUCAGAUUCAACGUGAUCUUGCCAUGAAUAAGUUUGACUGGGACCAUCCAAUUCACCUCCAGCCGUUGAGCCCAACAGCAGUCAAACAAGUGGCUGUUUCCUGGGAUGCUUAUGAAGCUACCAAAGGGGCACAUGGAAUCUGUAUAUUGACCGAGUGGGAUGAGUUCAAGUCAUUGGAUUAUCAGAGGAUUUAUGACAACAUGCAGAAGCCAGCAUUCUUGUUUGAUGGACGCAAUGUGGUUGAUGCGGAUAAGCUAAGGGAGAUUGGGUUCAUUGUAUAUGCAAUUGGCAAGCCUCUAGAUCCUUGGCUUAAGGACAUGCCCGCUGUGGCGUGAUGAUGGAAUAGUAAAGAGGGAAGCUUUGGAAGACUUGUAGCUGACAAUAUAGAAUAAUUCUUUACAAGUAUUGUUCUUUAUUCUAGAAAUUGUCUACUUUUCUUUAUUCUAGAAAUUGGCUACUUGCUUAAUGGCUA